GCUCUCGCUCUCUCUCUCGCAUGCUGAGAGAGCCACAGGACUCAUGCCGUCCUCCAGCACACCCACACACUGUCGCCGAGAGUGAGAGCGGAGAGUGGGAGAGACGGAAUUGACAGAGAGAGAGAGAGAGAGAGAAGGGGGGAAGGAUUUUCUGAUUUCUCCUGAGGAGCUGCAGACCGCCCCCGGGGGAGCAUGGCUGAAGGAGGAGAGGGAGAGGAGGAGAUUCAGUUCUUGCGGACGGAUGACCAGGUGGUGCUGCAGUGCACAGCGUCCAUCCUGAAGGAGCAGAUCAAGCUGUGCCUCUCCUGCGAGGGCUUCGGGAACCGCCUCUGCUUCCUGGAGACCACGUCCAAUGCCCAGAAUGUUCCUCCUGACCUGGCGAUCUGCUCCUUCAUUCUGGAGCAGUCCCUAUCAGUGCGCGCCCUGCAGGAGAUGCUGGCCAACACCACUGAGAUGAACGAGGCAGUCGAUUUGGACAAAUGGUCAUCCCAGGGAGGGGGCCACCGCACCCUGCUGUACGGCCAUGCCAUCCUGCUGAAGCACAACCACUCUGGCAUGUACCUGAGCUGCUUGACGACGUCCCGGUCCCUCACAGACAAACUGGCCUUUGAUGUGGGCUUGCAGGAGGAUUCCACAGGGGAGGCCUGCUGGUGGACAAUUCACCCCGCAUCCAAACAAAGGUCAGAAGGAGAGAAGGUCAGGGUAGGAGAUGACCUCAUCUUGGUCAGCGUGUCCUCGGAGAGAUAUCUGCAUCUGUCCUAUGCCAGCGGGGACCUGAUGGUGGAUGCCUCCUUCAUGCAGACCCUGUGGAACAUGAACCCCGUGUGCUCCGGGUGUGAGCUGGCAGAGGGGUAUCUGACUGGAGGAUACGUUAUCAGGCUCUUCCACGGUCACAUGGACGAGUGCUUGGCCAUCCCCGCUGCCGACCAGGGGGAAGACCAACGCAGAAACGCACACUAUGAGGGGGGCGCUGUCUGCAGCCAUGCCCGAUCGCUGUGGAGACUGGAGCCGCUGCGGAUAGGCUGGAGUGGGAGUCAUGUGAAGUGGGGCCAGCCCUUCAGAGUCCGCCACAUCACCACGGGCCGCUAUCUGUGCCUGGACGAGGAGAAGGGACUGCUGGUGGUAGACCCUGAGAAGGCCAACACCAAAAUGUCUGCCUUCUGCUUCCGGGCCUCAAAGGAGAAGACAGAGGUGGCCCAGAAGCGUGAUGUGGAGGGCAUGGGCACGCCGGAGAUCAAGUACGGGGAGUCCAUGUGCUUCGUGCAGCACGUCUCCACGGGGCUGUGGCUCACCUACGCGUCUGUGGACGCCAAGUCCGCCCGCCUGGGGCCCCUGAAGAGGAAGGCCAUCCUGCACCAGGAGGGCCACAUGGAUGACGCCCUGACGGUGGCGCGCUCGCAGACGGAGGAGUCGCAGGCGGCCCGCAUGAUCUACAGCACCACGGGCCUCUUCACGCAGUUCAUCAAAGGCCUGGACUCCCUGAGUGGGAAGAACAAGUCCCCAGCCCCCCAGGCGCUGCCCAUGGACGCCGUGGUGCUCUCCCUGCAGGACCUCAUCUUCUACUUCCGCCCCCCGGAGGAGGAACUGGAGCACGAGGAAAAGCAGACCAAACUGCGCUCCCUCAAGAACCGGCAGAACCUCUUCCAGGAGGAGGGCAUGAUCACUCUGGUGCUGGACUGCAUCGACCGGCUCAACGUCUACAACACCGCCGCCCACUUCUCUGAGUUUGCCGGUGAGGAGGCGGCUGAGUCCUGGAAGGAGAUUGUAAACUUGCUGUAUGAGCUGCUGGCCUCUCUGAUUCGAGGAAACCGGGCCAACUGUGCUCUGUUCUGUGAUAAUCUGGACUGGCUGGUCAGCAAACUGGACCGUCUAGAGGCCUCUUCAGGCAUUCUGGAGGUGUUGUACUGUGUUCUCAUCGAGAGCCCUGAGGUCUUGAACAUCAUCCAGGAAAACCACAUCAAAUCCAUCAUAUCCCUGUUGGACAAGCAUGGGCGAAAUCACAAGGUCCUGGACGUGCUCUGCUCUCUGUGCGUGUGCAAUGGGGUGGCCGUGAGGUCCAAUCAGAACCUCAUCACGGAGAAUCUGCUUCCAGGUCGUGAUCUCCUGCUGCAAACCAACAUCAUCAACUAUGUGACCAGCAUGAGGCCAAACAUCUUCCUGGGCACGUGUGAGGGGUCCACACAGUACAAGAAGUGGUAUUUUGAAGUGAUAGUGGACCAUGUGGAGCCCUUCCUGACCGCUCAGGCUAUUCACCUGCGUGUUGGGUGGGCCCUCACUGAGGGGUACAGCCCCUACCCUGGGGGAGGUGAGGGCUGGGGCGGUAACGGCGUUGGGGACGACCUUUACUCCUACGGCUUUGACGGGCUGCACCUGUGGUCAGGGCGUGUCCCUCGCCAGGUGGCCUCGCCCAAUCAGCACAUUCUGGCAGCUGACGACGUGGUCAGCUGCUGCCUGGAUCUGAGCGUGCCCAGUAUAUCCUUCCGCAUCAACGGGCACCCGGUGCAGGGCAUGUUCGAGAACUUCAACCUGGACGGCCUCUUCUUCCCUGUUGUCAGCUUCUCCGCAGGCAUCAAGGUUCGCUUCCUCCUGGGAGGGCGUCAUGGGGACUUCAAGUUCCUCCCGCCCCCAGGCUACGCCCCCUGCUACGAGGCCCUGCUGCCGAAGGACAGGAUGCGCAUCGAGCCCAUCAAGGAGUACAAGCAUGACUUUAACGGCGUCCGCAACCUCCUGGGACCCACACAGUCCCUCUCCCACACCGCCUUCACGCCCUGUCCCGUCGACACUGUGCAGAUCGUGCUGCCCCCUCACCUGGAGCGCAUCCGGGAGAAGCUGGCGGAGAACAGCCACGAGCUGUGGGCUGUGACGCGCAUCGAGCAGGGCUGGACCUACGGCCCGUUUCGAGAUGACAACAAGAAGCUGCACCCCUGCCUCGUUGAUUUCCAGAGUCUGCCAGAGCCUGAGAAGAACUACAACCUACAGAUGUCUGGAGAAACCCUCAAGACUCUGCUGGCGCUGGGCUGUCAUGUGGGUAUGGGUGACGAGAAGGCAGAGGAGAAUCUGAAGAGGAUAAAGCUGCCCAAGACCUAUGUGAUGAGCAACGGGUACAAGCCUGCCCCCCUGGACCUCAACCAUGUCAAGCUGACGCCCAACCAGAACACGCUGGUGGAAAGGCUGGCUGAAAAUGGACACAACGUGUGGGCACGGGACCGGGUGAGGCAGGGGUGGACCUACAGCAUCGUACAGGACAUUGUGAACAAGCGAAACCCCCGCCUGGUGCCUUACAACCUACUGGACGAGAAAACCAAGAAGACCAACCGGGACAGUGUGUGCGCUGCUGUGCGCACGCUUAUAGGCUACGGGUACAACAUCGAGCCCCCUGACCAGGAGAGCAGCGGCCACGGGCCAGGCAGCAUGCGCACGGAUAAGAUCCGUGUGUUCCGCGCAGAGAAGUCGUACGCGGUGACCCAGGGGAAGUGGUACUUUGAGUUUGAGGCGGUGACGGUGGGCGAGAUGAGAGUGGGCUGGGCUCGACCCAGUGUCCGGGCCGACAAGGAACUGGGGGCGGACGACUUGGCCUACGUCUUCAACGGCUUCAAGGCUCAGCGCUGGCACGUGGGCAACGAGCCCUUCGGCCGAAUCUGGCUUCCGGGGGACGUGGUGGGCUGCAUGAUUGACCUGACAGAGCAGAACAUCAUGUUCACCCUCAACGGGGAGAUGCUGAUCAGCGACUCCGGCUCUGAGAUGGCCUUCAAGGACAUCGAAAUCGGAGAGGGCUUUGUCCCCGUGUGCAGCCUGGGACUGUCUCAGGUGGGCAGGAUCAACCUGGGCCAGAAUGUCAGCAGCCUGCGAUACUUCGCCAUCUGCGGCCUACAGGAGGGCUUCGAGCCCUUCGCCAUCAACAUGAAGCGGGACAUCACCAUGUGGUUCAGCAAGAGCCUGCCCCAGUUCAUCCCCGUGCCCCCCGACCACAACCACAUCGAGGUCUCGCGUGUGGACGGGACAGUGGACAGUGCCCCCUGUCUGAAGCUGACCCACAAGACCUUUGGCUCCCAGAACGCCAACACGGACCUGCUGUUCCUCAGGCUGAGCAUGCCGGUGGAGUUCCACGAGACCUUCAAGGUGCCGGCGGGGACCACGCCUCUCACCCGCGCUCUCACCAUCCCCGAGGACGAGGCGCUGGAGGUGGACCCCAACUCGGAGUUCGAGAUGCUGAAGAAGUCGGCCAGCCGCAAGGAGCAGGAGGAGAAGGAGAAGGAGCCCUCCGUGCCGAAGGAGAUCCCGGGCAGCAAAGGGGGAGAGAACGAGAAAGACGCCUCCACAGAGAAGAGCAAGAAGAGAGGGUUCCUUUUCAAGGCCAAGAAGGCAGCGUUCAUCGCUCCUCCCCCUGUGGUUCCUACCAUGCCCCGCCUGAUGGAGGACGUCGUCCCUGACGAUCGCGACGACAUGGACAUCAUUCUCAACACCACCACGUACUACUAUGCAGUGCGUGUGUUCGCAGGCCAGGAGCCCAGCAGUGUUUGGGUGGGCUGGGUCACCCCCGACUAUCACCAGUAUGACGGCCACUUUGACCUCAGCAAAGUGCGUAACGUCACUGUAACCGUGGGCGAUGACAAAGGCAACAUCCAUGAUAGUAUGAAGCGCAGUAACUGCUACAUGGUGUGGGGAGGGGAGUUUAGCAACAGCUCCCAGCAGACUCGUAUUAGUCAGGAGGACCUUCUGAUUGGCUGCCUGUUGGACCUGGACACUGGCCUCAUGACCUUCACAGCCAAUGGGAAGGAGGUCAACACCUUCUACCAGGUGGAGCCCAACACCAAGCUCUUCCCAGCAGUGUUCGUUCAGCCCACCAGUCAGAACAUGCUGCAAGUGGAGCUGGGGAAGCUCAAGAACAUCAUGCCCAUCUCGGCGGCCAUGUUCCGCAGCGAGCGCAAGAACCCCGUCCCCCAGUGCCCUCCCCGGCUGGACGUCCAGAUGCUGACCCCGGUGAUCUGGAGCCGCAUGCCCAACCACUUCCUGGCCCCGGAGACAGCCCGUGUGAGCGAGAGGCACGGCUGGUCGGUGGAGUGCCGGGAGCCCCUCACCAUGAUGGCCCUUCAUAUCCCAGAGGAGAACCGGUGCAUUGAUGUCCUGGAGCUAUCUGAGCGCCUGGACAUGCUGAAGUUCCACUACCACACGCUGAAGCUGUACUGCGCAGUCUGUGCGCUGGGCAACAACCGCGUGGCCCACGCCCUGUGCAGCCACGUGGACGAGUCCCAGCUCUUCUACGCCAUCGAGAACACCUACCUGCCAGGGCCCAUGCGCAGCGGCUACUACGACCUGCUCAUCAGCAUGCACCUGGAGUCUGCCAAGCGCGCCCGCCUCAUGACCAACAAGGAGUUCAUCGUGCCCAUGACGGACGAGACGCGCACCAUCACGCUCUACUCCGACGCUGACAAGGACCAUGCCCUGCCGGGGGUGGGCCUCACCACCUGCCUGCGCCCCAAACUGCACUUCUCCCCCGUCAGCUUCGUGGGGACGGACCCUGACGUCUACACCCUCAGCCCCAUCAUCCCCCUGCAGGUCUUGAAGACCAAGGCCCUCAACAUGCUGACGGAAGCCGUGCAGGACGGCGGCCAGGCCAUGCGGGACCCUGUAGGGGGCAGCGUGGAGUUCCAUUUCGUGCCCAUCCUGAAGCUCAUCAGCACCCUGCUCAUCAUGGGCAUCUUUGACGAUGAGGACGUCAAGCACAUCCUGAAGAUGAUCGAGCCCACCGUCUUCGGCAGGGAGGCGGAGGCGUUGACGGAGGAGGACGGGGGCGGGAAGAGAGAGGAGGAGCAGAAGACCACCUCCAAGGAAGAGGGCAGGGAGGUCAAGGAGGAAGAGGAGGAAGGACACAAGGGGGAGGUGGAGGACGAAGGAAUGGGAGAGGAGGAGGAGGAAGAGGAGGAUGAGGAAGAGGAGCUGGAUCUGGAGGAGGAGCUGGAAGAGGAACAUGUAGAAAAAGAGGGGGAAGGGGAGGGUGAGGGGGAGAAGGUGGAUGGAGAGAAGGGAGCAGAGGAGAAGGAGAAAGAGGCUGGAGCCGGCGAACCUGAGGCUGAAGUAAAGGAGGGUCUGGAAGAGGGACUGCUCCAGAUGAAGCUGCCUGAGUCUGUCAAACUGCAGAUGUGCACUCUCCUUCAGUACUUCUGUGACUGCGAGCUCCGCCACAGAGUGGAGGCCAUCAUCGCCUUCUCCGACAAGUUCGUCAGCCAGGUGCAGACCAACCAGCGCCAGCGCUACAACGAGCUCAUGCAGGCGUUCACCAUGAGCGCCGCCGAGACCGCCCGAAAGACCCGCGAGUUCCGCUCGCCUCCGCAGGAGCAGAUCAACAUGCUCCUGAACUUCAAAAAUUGUCCAGAAGAGGAAGAGUGCCCUGUCCCGGAGGAAGUCCGAGAGGCCCUGCAGGCGUUUCACAAUGACUUGCUGACUCACUGCGGUGUGCAUAUCGAAGAGGAAGAGGAGGAGGAAGAGGUGGACACGUCGCUGCGUGGAAGACUCCUCAGCCUGGUGGACAAGGUCAGGAGCUUCCGCAGGAAGAAGCAGGAAGAGGAACCAGAGCCUGAGGAAGAGCCAAAACCUAGCACAUUGCAGGAGCUCAUCUCCCACACCAUGAUCCACUGGGCCCAGGAAUCCUUCAUCCAGAACCCGGAGCUGGUGCGCCUCAUGUUCAGCCUGCUGCACCGGCAGUACGAUGGGCUCGGGGAGCUCAUCCGCGCCCUGCCCAAGGCCUACACCAUCAACGCCGUGUCCGUGCAGGACACUAUGGACCUGCUGGAGUGCCUGGGCCAGAUCCGCUCCCUGCUCAUCGUCCAGAUGGGACCAGAGGAGGAGAGGCUCAUGAUCCAGAGCAUCGGGAACAUAAUGAACAACAAGGUGUUCUACCAGCACCCCAACCUGAUGCGUGCCCUGGGCAUGCACGAAACCGUGAUGGAAGUCAUGGUCAAUGUGCUGGGGGGCGGAGAUUCCAAGGAGAUCCGAUUCCCGCGAAUGGUGACCAACUGCUGUCGCUUCCUGUGCUACUUCUGCCGGAUCAGCCGUCAGAACCAGCGGUCCAUGUUUGACCACCUCAGCUACCUGCUCCAGAACAGUGGCAUCGGUCUGGGAAUGCGAGGCUCCACCCCUCUGGACGUGGCCGCUGCGUCCUGCAUCGAUAACAACGAGCUGGCCCUGGCCCUACAGGAGCAGGACCUGGAGAAGGUGGUGAAGUAUCUGGCAGGCUGUGGGCUUCAGAGUUGUCCCAUGCUGCUGUCGAAGGGCUACCCGGACAUCGGAUGGAACCCCUGCGGCGGAGAGCGGUACCUCGACUUCCUCCGAUUCGCUGUCUUCGUCAAUGGAGAGAGCGUGGAGGAGAACGCCAACGUGGUGGUGCGUCUGCUGAUCCGGAGGCCGGAGUGUUUCGGCCCUGCCCUGAGAGGGGAGGGAGGGAACGGGCUGCUGGCUGCCAUCGAGGAGGCCAUCAAAAUCUCAGAGGACCCCGCCCGGGAUGGGCCUACUGUCAAGAAAGACCGACGCCACCCCAUGUUUGGAGGGGAGGAGCAGCAGGAGGAGAACAGGGUGCAUCUAGGGAACGCCAUCAUGUCCUUCUACUCUGCCCUCAUCGAUCUGCUGGGCCGCUGUGCUCCUGAGAUGCAUCUGAUCCAAGCUGGCAAAGGUGAGGCUCUGAGAAUCAGAGCCAUCCUGAGGUCCCUGGUGCCCAUUGAGGACUUAGUGGGGGUCAUCAGCCUGCCUGUCCAGAUCCCCACCUUUGGGAAAGACGGCAGCAUCAUCGAGCCGAAGAUGUCAGCCAGUUUUGUGCCUGACCACAAGGCUCCCAUGGUGCUGUUCCUGGACAGAGUUUAUGGCAUCGACAACCAGGACUUCCUGUUGCACGUGCUAGAGGUGGGCUUCCUGCCGGACAUGAGGGCAGCUGCUUCACUUGAUACGGCGGCGUUCAGCACCACAGAGAUGGCCCUGGCCCUGAACCGCUACUUGUGUUUGGCUGUGCUGCCUCUGAUCACCAAGUGCGCCCCGCUGUUUGCGGGCACCGACCACCGUGCCAUCAUGAUCGACUCCAUGCUGCACACCAUCUACAGGCUGUCCCGAGGGCGCUCGCUCACCAAGGCCCAGAGGGACGUCAUUGAAGAGUGCCUCAUGUCACUCUGCAAGUACCUGAGGCCUUCAAUGCUUCAACACCUGUUGAGGAGGCUGGUGUUUGAUGUCCCAAUCCUUAAUGAGUAUGCCAAGAUGCCACUCAAGCUGCUGACCAAUCACUACGAGCGUUGCUGGAAGUACUACUGCCUGCCCAAUGGCUGGGCCAAUUUCGGAGUCUCGUCAGAGGAGGAGUUGCACCUGACUCGCAAGCUCUUCUGGGGCAUCUUCGAGUCGCUGGCUCACAAGAAGUUUGACGCAGAGCUGUUUAAGAUCGCCAUGCCUUGUAUAUGCGCCAUCGCCGGGGCCAUCCCCCCAGAUUACGUGGACGCCAGUUACUCCUCCAAGACCGAGAAGAAAGCCUCCGUGGACGCUGAGGGGAACUUUGAUCCCAAACCUGUGGAGACCACAAAUACCAUCAUCCCAGAAAAACUGGAUGGCUUCAUCAAUAAAUAUGCCGAAUACACUCAUGACAAGUGGGCUUUUGAAAAGAUCCAGAAUAACUGGACCUAUGGAGAGCUGUUGGAUGAAAAUGCCAAGACUCACCCCAUGCUGAGACCCUAUAAGACUUUCUCUGAGAAGGACAAGGAAAUAUACCGUUGGCCCAUCAAGGAGUCCAUCAAAGCUAUGAUUGCAUGGGAGUGGACCAUAGACAAAGCCAGGGACGGAGAGGAGGAUAAGACUGAGAAGAAGAAGACCCGCAAGAUAUCACAGACAGCACAGGCGACCUAUGACCCCAGCCAUGGCUACAGCCCUCAGCCUAUUGAUAUCUCUGGCAUGGCCCUGUCCAGAGAGCUACAGGCCAUGGCAGAGCAGCUAGCAGAGAACUACCACAACACCUGGGGAAGGAAGAAGAAGAUGGAGCUGCAGGCCAAAGGGGGUGGUACCCAUCCAUUGCUGGUGCCCUAUGACACCCUGACUGCCAAAGAGAAGGCUCGGGACCGAGAGAAAGCCCACGAGCUGCUUAAAUUUCUACAGCUCAACGGAUAUGCUGUCACCAGGGGGCUAAAAGACAUGGAGCUGGACACCUCCUCUAUAGAGAAGCGUUUUGCCUAUGGUUUCCUGCAGAAGCUGCUCAAGUGGAUGGACAUAGCCCAGGAGUUCAUCGCCCAUCUGGAGGCUGUGGUGAGCAGUGGGAGGGUAGAGAAGUCCCCCCAUGAACAGGAGAUCAAAUUUUUUGCCAAGAUCCUGUUACCCCUGAUCAACCAGUACUUUAAGAACCAUUGCCUGUACUUCCUCUCCACUCCCGCCAAAGUGCUGGGCAGCGGGGGGCUCUCCUCCAACAAAGAGAAGGAGAUGAUUGCCAGUAUCUUCUGUAAAAUGGCAGCUCUGGUGAGACACAGAGUUUCUCUCUUUGGAACGGAUGCCACUGCCAUUGUCAACUGUCUGCACAUUCUGGCACGGUCACUAGAUGCCAGGACAGUGAUGAAGUCGGGUCCUGAGAUCGUGAAGGCAGGACUGCGCUCGUUCUUUGAGAGCGCCGCUGAUGACAUUGAGAAGAUGGUGGAGAACCUCAAGCUGGGCAAGGUGUCCAAUCGUACCCAGGUUAAAGGCGUGUCUCAGAACAUCAACUACACCACCAUAGCUCUGCUCCCUGUGCUCACCUCCCUGUUUGAUCAUGUCGCUCAGCACCAGUUUGGGGAUGAUGUCAUCUUGGAUGACCUGCAGAUGUCCUGUUACCGCAUCAUGUGCAGCAUUUACUCUCUGGGCACUGUGAAGAACCCCCAUGUGGAGAGACAGAGACCAGCUCUGGGGGAAUGUCUUGCCCAUCUGGCAGCUGCAAUGCCGGUGGCCUUCCUGGAGCCCCACCUCAACGAGUACAAUGCCUUCUCUGUCUACACCACCAAGACCCCCCGAGAAAGAGCCAUUUUGGGCCUUCCUAGCCAGGUGCAAGAGCUGUGCCAAGACAUCCCCGAGCUGGACGUCCUGAUGAAGGAGAUCGGGGACCUGGCGGAGUCGGGCGCCCGCUACACGGAGAUGCCCCACGUCAUUGAGAUCACCCUUCCCAUGCUCUGCAACUACCUGCCCCGCUGGUGGGAGAGGGGCAUCGAGAACUGCCCCGAGCAGGAGGGCCAGCUGUGUACGGAGGUCACCUCUGAGCACCUCAACCAGCUGCUGGGCAGCAUCAUGAAGAUCGUAGUCAACAACCUGGGCAUCGACGAGGCCUCCUGGAUGAAGAGGCUGGCGGUGUUCUCCCAGCCCAUUGUGAGCAGGGCCAAGCCCGAGAUGCUCAAGUCCCACUUCAUCCCCACCAUGGAGAAGCUGAAGAAGCGCACGGCAAAGGUGGUGGCCGAAGAGGAGCACCUGCGUCUGGAGGGAAAGUCCGAGGGCGACGAGGAAGAGGGCACCAUCCGUGACGAGUUUGCUGUGCUCUGCAGGGACCUGUAUGCCCUCUACCCGCUGCUCAUCCGAUACGUGGACAACAACAGGGCGAAGUGGCUGACUUGCCCUGAUCCUGAUGCUGAGGAGCUUUUCCGGAUGGUGGGCGAGGUCUUCAUCUUCUGGUCCAAAUCUCACAACUUCAAGAGAGAGGAGCAGAACUUUGUGGUGAUGAAUGAGAUCAACAACAUGUCCUUCCUCACUGCGGACAGCAAGAGCAAGAUGAGCAAGGCGGGUGGCUCAGAUGUGGAGCGUACCAAAAAGAAGCGACGGGGGGACCGCUACUCGGUGCAGACCUCUCUCAUCGUGGCUGCCCUGAAGAAAAUGCUCCCCAUUGGCCUCAACAUGUGCUCCCCCGCAGACCAGGAGCUCAUCAACCUGGCCAAGAUACGUUACUCUCUGAAAGACACUGAUGAGGAGGUGAGGGAGUUCCUGCAGAACAACCUGCAUCUACAGGGAAAGGUGGAGAACCCCUCCAUGCGCUGGCAGAUGGCUCUGUAUAAAGAGAUGUCAGGAAAGGCAGAGGAUGCUGAUGACCCCGAAAAGGUGGUGAAGAGAGUGCAGGAGGUAUCUGCUGUGCUCUAUCACAUUGAGGUGACUGAGCACCCUUUCAAGUCCAAGAAGAUGGUGUGGCACAAGCUGCUCUCCAAACAGCGCCGCAGGGCAGUGGUGGCCUGCUUCAGAAUGACACCCCUUUACAACCUACCCAGGCACAGGGCAUCCAAUAUGUUCCUGGAUGGCUACAAGCGGAACUGGAUCCACACAGAAGGUUACUCCUUUGAAGACAGAAUGAUUGAUGACCUGUCGAAAGCGAUGGAGCAAGAGGAAGAGGAGGAGGAAGAGACAGAGACAAAGCCUGACCCCCUUCACCAGCUCAUCCUUCAUUUCAGCCGCACUGCCCUCACUGAAAAGAGUAAACUUGAUGAAGAUUACCUAUACAUGGCGUAUGCCGAUAUUAUGGCCAAGAGCUGCCAUAUUGGUGAGGAAGACGAAGGGGGAGAGGAGGAGGUGGAGGGGGGCGAUGAUGAGAUGUCCUUUGAGGAAAAGGAAAUGGAGAAGCAGAGGCUGCUGUACCAGCAGUCCCGGCUGCACAACCGCGGGGCGGCUGAGAUGGUCCUGCAGAUGAUCAGCGCUUGCAAAGGCGAGACAGGUUGCAUGGUGUCUUCUACUCUCAAACUGGGCAUCUCUAUCCUGAAUGGAGGAAACAGCGAGGUUCAACAGAAAAUGCUGGACUACCUGAAGGAUAAGAAGGAUGUGGGCUUCUUCCUUAGUGUCCAGGCUCUAAUGCAGACUUGCAGUGUUCUGGACCUGAAUGCCUUCGAGAGACAGAACAAGGCAGAAGGGCUAGGCAUGGUGUCAGAGGAGGGCACAAACAUGAAGCUAGAACGUGGUGAGAAAGUGAUGGCUGACGAUGAAUUCACCUGCGACCUCUUCCGCUUCCUACAGCUGCUCUGUGAGGGCCAUAAUAAUGAUUUCCAGAAUUAUCUGCGGACCCAGACAGGCAGCACCACCACGAUCAACAUCAUCAUCUGUACUGUCGACUACCUGCUCCGGCUGCAGGAAUCAAUCAGUGACUUCUACUGGUAUUACUCUGGGAAGGAGAUCAUUGACGAGCCAGGCAAGAGGAACUUCUCCAAAGCCAUGACAGUAGCCAAACAAGUCUUCAACAGCCUGACUGAGUACAUACAGGGCCCCUGCACAGGAAAUCAGCAGUCCCUGGCACACAGCAGGCUGUGGGACGCUGUGGUGGGCUUCCUCCAUGUCUUCGCCCACAUGAUGAUGAAGCUGGCGCAGGACUCAAGUCAGAUUGGACUGCUGAAGGAAUUGCUGGAUCUUCAGAAAGACAUGGUGGUCAUGCUGCUGUCUCUGCUGGAGGGCAACGUCGUCAAUGGCACCAUCGCCCGUCAGAUGGUUGACAUGCUGGUGGAGUCAUCCAGCAACGUGGAGAUGAUCCUCAAGUUCUUCGACAUGUUCCUCAAGCUGAAGGACAUCGUGGCCUCAGAUGCGUUCCGCGACUACGUGACCGACCCCCGUGGGUUGAUCUCAAAGAAGGACUUCCAGAAGGCUAUGGACAGCCAGAAGCAGUACACACCCUCCGAGAUCCAGUUCCUGCUGUCCUGCUCAGAGGCUGACGAAAACGAGAUGAUAAACUUUGAGGAGUUUGCAAACCGCUUCCAGGAGCCAGCCAAGGACAUCGGCUUCAACAUCGCUGUGCUGCUGACCAACCUGUCAGAACAUGUACCCCACGACACCAGGCUGCAAAACUUCCUGGAGCAGGCUGAGAGCGUGCUCAACUAUUUCCGCCCUUUCCUGGGCCGCAUUGAGAUCAUGGGCGCCAGCAGGAAGAUUGAGCGCAUCUACUUCGAGAUCAGCGCUGCCAACCGCACGCAGUGGGAGAUGCCCCAGGUGAAGGAGUCCAAACGGCAGUUCAUCUUCGACGUGGUCAACGAGGGUGGCGAGUCCGAGAAGAUGGAGCUCUUCGUCAACUUUUGCGAGGACACCAUCUUUGAGAUGAACAUUGCCUCGCAGAUCUCGGAGCAGGAGGAGGAGGAGAAGGAAGAGGAGGAGGAGGAGGUGACAGACGGUGGAGGGGAGGGAUCAGGAGGAGGAGAUGAAGACAGCAAUGGAGAGGAGGGCCAGCCUGAGUCCACCUCGGCCUUUGUAGACUUCCUCAAUAGCAUGUUCAACUUGCUGAGCAUGUUCACCUUCCGCAACCUGCGCCGGCAGUACCGCCGGGUCAGGAAGAUGACCCUCAAGGAGAUCGUGGUGUGCCUGGCCACCUUCCUCUGGACCAUCCUCAUGGGCAUCCUGUGCUUCAUCUACAGCAUCUGCAAGGGCUUCUUCCUGCUGCUCUGGCAGACCCUCUUCGGCGGUGGCCUGGUGGAGGGGGCCAAGAACAUCACCAUGACGGAGAUCCUGGCCAGCAUGCCGGACCCCACUCAGGAUGAGGUACAUGGAGACCUGCCCGGAGAGCCGGGGGCUGGGGAGGAGCUAGAGGCAGGCGGGGCUGCUGACCUGAUGGACACCGGGGGAGGAGAGGAGGAGGAAGAGGAUAACCAGGAGAAGGAAGGAGGCAGGGUUCCUGGCAUUGAUGCCCCUGGGGGCCUGGGAGACAUGGGGGACACAGCUCCUGUGGAUCCCCCGACCCCAGAGGGCACCCCCUUGGCCAAGAGGAAAGUGACUUCAGAAGAAGCUGAACCCGAACCCCAGGUUAUAGAAGAGCCACCCCCAGAGCCUGAGAAGGCUGAUGCUGAGAAUGGAGAGAAGGCUGAGAAGGAAGCUGAGGCCAAGGCAGAGAUGAAAGAGGAGGAGCCUGAGAAGAAAAAGAUGAAAAAGGCUGCGAAAGGCAAGAAGCCCACCAAAGAGGGAGGCUUCGAGCUCUGGAAUGAGCUGGAUGUUCAAAGGAACAAAUUCUUGAACUACCUUUCUCGGAAUUUCUACAACCUGCGUUUCUUGGCUUUAUUCAUUGCCUUUGCCCUGAACUUCAUUCUACUGUUCUACAAGGUGUCAGACAGCCCCCCGGGAGAGGAGUUUGAGGGCUCUGGGAUGUUUGAGGGCUCUGGCAUGUUUGGGGGCUCAGGGGAGGAGCCUGAGGGGUCUGGGACAGAGGAUGGCGGAGGGGAUGAUGAUGAUGAAGAGGGCCCGGUGUAUUACUUCCUGGAAGAGAGCACCGGCUACAUGCAGCCCACUCUCGCCUUCCUCGCUAUAGUGCACACCGUCAUCGCCUUCAUCUGCAUCAUCGGCUACAACUGCCUGAAGAUUCCGCUGGUCAUCUUCAAGCGGGAGAAGGAGCUGGCUCGCAAGCUGGAGUUUGAUGGCCUGUAUAUUACCGAACAGCCUGAGGAUGAUGACAUCAAGGGCCAGUGGGACAGACUGGUCCUCAACACACCCUCAUUCCCGAACAACUACUGGGACAAGUUUGUCAAGAGGAAGGUGCUGGAUAAGUAUGGGGACAUCUAUGGCAGAGAGAGGAUAGCUGAGCUGCUUGGGAUGGACCUGGCCUCGCUGGACGUCAGCAGCCAACAGCACGAAAAGAAGCCAGGAGGGCCCGACAAUUCCAUGUUUGCAUGGGUCACAUCCAUUGACAUCAAGUACCAGAUCUGGAAGUUUGGGGUGGUGUUCACAGACAAUACCUUCCUCUACUUGGUGUGGUACACGGUGAUGUCCCUGCUGGGGCACUACAACAACUUCUUCUUUGCCUGCCACCUACUGGACAUCGCCAUGGGCGUCAAGACCCUGCGCACCAUUCUGUCCUCUGUCACCCACAAUGGCAAGCAGCUGAUGAUGACAGUGGGCUUGCUGGCCGUGGUCGUGUACCUCUACACUGUGGUGGCCUUCAACUUCUUCCGCAAGUUCUACAACAAGAGCGAGGACGAGGAUGAGCCAGAUAUGAAGUGUGACGAUAUGAUGACUUGCUACCUCUUCCACAUGUACGUGGGAGUGCGUGCCGGUGGGGGCAUAGGAGAUGAGAUCGAGGACCCUGCAGGAGACGAGUACGAGCUCUACCGCGUGGUCUUUGACAUCACCUUCUUCUUCUUCGUCAUCGUCAUCCUGCUGGCCAUCAUCCAGGGUCUGAUCAUCGAUGCCUUUGGAGAACUGAGAGACCAGCAGGAGCAGGUCAAGGAGGAUAUGGAGACCAAGUGCUUUAUCUGUGGGAUCGGGAGUGAUUAUUUUGACACAACCCCACAUGGCUUUGAAACCCAUACCCUGGAGGAGCACAACUUGGCCAACUACAUGUUCUUCCUUAUGUAUUUGAUCAAUAAAGAUGAAACGGAGCACACUGGACAGGAGUCCUAUGUCUGGAAGAUGUACCAGGAGCGAUGCUGGGAUUUCUUCCCCGCUGGAGACUGUUUCAGGAAGCAAUAUGAGGAUCAGCUGGGAUAA
Molecule: messenger RNA, 15405 nt
Organism: Megalops cyprinoides (Indo-Pacific tarpon)
Lineage: Eukaryota; Metazoa; Chordata; Actinopteri; Elopiformes; Megalopidae
Product: ryanodine receptor 1-like
Exons: 106
Coding region: 193-15405 (5070 amino acids)
Biological process (GO): intracellular calcium ion homeostasis; calcium ion transmembrane transport
Cellular component (GO): sarcolemma; Z disc; calcium channel complex
Molecular function (GO): ryanodine-sensitive calcium-release channel activity; protein binding
Source: RefSeq, a predicted model, not a curated record